Spodoptera littoralis (African cotton leafworm) is the source of this 1257-nucleotide messenger RNA. NCBI's taxonomy places the organism in Eukaryota, Metazoa, Arthropoda, Insecta, Lepidoptera, Noctuidae. The record is from the annotation of a GenBank genome assembly.
AUGGCAAUCAUGAAGAGCAUAGUUUUGGCCGCGUGCAUAGUUCUAUGCACGGCCCAGCCCAUAGAGAAGUCGGAAGCGAAGCUCCCGGUACUCAAGGCGCAACCCGCUGAAGUUCUAUUCAAAGCCGACAACUACUCCACCGUGCUCCUGGAGUGCACUACUGAAGGAAAGGAGAAAGAUGUGAAGUACUCAUGGCUAAAGAACGGCAAACCUUUCGACUGGGAGAAAGCUGGACACAUCGCCCAACGACCAGGUGAAGGUAGCAUUAUGUUCUUCAAUCCCAAACCGGAAGACGAAGGCAAAUACCAAUGCCUGGUCGAAACACCCGCUGGCACCGCUAGUACACGCCAGAUCCAACUGAAACGCGCUUUUAUCAAUGCUCCACAAGUAAAAACCCAGGAACAUACCCCAGUUGAAGGGAAACCAUUCAAAUUGGAGUGCCCUAUACCAGAAUCUUACCCAAAACCGAAGAUAAUCUGGAAGACGCAGCUUCGCUCAGACCCAAGCAUCGUGGAAGAGUUUUUGAGCCGCAGAAUUACCUUAUCUCCUGAUGGCACCCUAUGGUUUUCGAACGUAACCGAAUCUGAUGUCAGUCCCAGCUUCAAAUAUGUCUGCUUCGCCCAAACUCCAGCUUCCGGCCAAGAUGUUGUGUUGGCUGAGCAUUAUUUGAAGUCCUUGGUACAAGAUAAGGGACCUAAGGAUGGAGAGUUGACCCCUCAGUACGUUAGCAAUGAUAUGGUAGCUAAGACUGGUGAUGUCACUAUGUUCUACUGCAUCUAUGGUGGCACUCCAUUAGGCUUUGUGACCUGGUACAAAGACGGAAAAGAGAUCAACGCCAAGCCAGGAGACAGAGUGACAGACCACAACCGCACCAGUGGUAAGAGGCUGCUCAUCAAAGAGACCCUACUGGAAGAUCAAGGAGAGUACAAAUGCGUUGUCGGUAAUGAAGUAGGCAAGAAACAAACUCACACCAUGAAGUUGGCUGUAGUCAGUGCCCCAAAACUCUCCAAGUCUGCUGAAAAGCAGAUCGACGUGAAAGAAGGCCAAGAUGUUUCCAUUCCUUGCCAAGUUACCGGAUUGCCUGAGCCAAAAGUGUCUUGGACAUACAACGCCAAGUCCCUUGGCGAAAGGGCCAUUUUCAAAGACGGCGUUUUGACCAUCAAAAACGCUAAAAAGGGCGAUACUGGCUAUUACGGAUGCAAGGCCGAAAAUGAGCACGGAGAUCUGUAUGCCGAAACUUUAGUACAUGUCGCUUAG